AUGACGUCGUCCGCCAGUGGUCGAGGAGAUGACUCCAGCAACUCGCUAAUCAGGAGGCUGAAGAAGCUUCGCAUUGGGUCAUGGUCGCCGUCAUCAACCGGACGGCUUGCUAAGCCGCUGCCUCGACCGCCUUCAAGCCAUGCGGCCGGACAGAGCAGCCAAGCUACACCGCUUCCGUCGUACUUGGCUCACCUAGCAGAGCCGUCUACACUACCAAGGCUACCAUCGUGUCCAGCCUUUCCGCAGCCAUCAGUCGAUGGCUCGUCCAGCUCGACGCCAGUUGUUCAGCUGCAUGCACCCUCGCGGCCCGCAGCGGCCGAGUACAGGCCGGGUCCUUCGCUAUCCACCUCCUCUAAUGGAGACGACCCGCAGCCCUUAACCUCACGACCUCCGCAUUUGAGGCCUCCGAGACCAUACGAUGCUCAUCCGUACUCUUCAAGUGGUAAACUAAACCAUGCGGAGCCAUCGACUACACAGCCCUCAACUCACAGGCCCUCCGCCCAGCAAUCCUCGCACUCCUACUCAUCGGGACUCAAGCACGCGGGCUCUGAUGGCGUCACUCACGUUGAGUCGACCAGACUGCCGCCUAGACCGCCAGCAUUCAUUGUGCUUUCCGAGUCGGCAGACAGCAACCGUCAUGACCUCCCGCACAGCCUGCAGCCUGGUGCUUCUUCGGCAACGCCGUCGUAUCCAUGGGAGCUGGUGCCACAAGAGAAGCGACGACAGCAAGACUCUGUCCUCGUACAGCCUCGUCCUAAGAGCGCUACGUCGAGUGGGAAGGAAAACAUCGCGUCCGAGCAUGUCUCCCCCGGGCCUACCAGAGGCCCUCCACGCAGACGUACAAGUGCCAGCGUCAGCCCGACACCACCCUCGCAUGCGAUUGGACAACGAACCUCUACAUGGGACGUCCAGACUCCGCCGCGCAGGGGACCAAGCGCAAGCGUGGAUAAGACACAAGCAACGGGAUCGAUGACUCCAAGCGGGUCACAAACAGACGUGAACUUUGCGCCAUCGAAGGGCCAAUGCUGGGGCAUCAAGCAGAACAACACUCGCUGCACGAGGAAGGUCAGAGCAGUGGCCGGCGCGCAAGACCAACACCGAAGUCCUUCUCGCUCAGCACGGGCAGCGUCGGCACCGCCUGCGCUCUUGCAUGGAGCCAGCGCAGCUGAUCCUGUGGUCAUUGAAGACUCCGAGGAGGGCGAAGUAGACGUAGAGGAAGUCUACUGCCACCAACACAUCACAGGCGUCAACAAGCUUCCUGGCUUCUACCACUCGUAUCCUUCAGGUACUAGCCUCGACCAAAGAUCCUCCGUGUUCGUCAAAUACAGCGACUGGCUGGGCACAACCCACUUGACAGACCAUGCUGAAGGACUGCUUCGACGUCGCAUGUCGCAGCAGCUCACCGACACGGAUCGAAGAGAACGAGGCCACAUCUACGUCUACGAGCUCCUCGCCCUCUCCAACGAAACCCACAUCUGUCUGAAAGUCGGGCGAUCCAUCAAGGUGUUCCGCCGACUCAGCGAAUGGACGGCGCAGUGCAAGUCGAAGCAGCCUCUUUUGAGGGCCCUGUUCCCUUCCGAGGAAGGACAGGGUCUGAUCCCAGGCAUGGACGCGCCGACCAUGGAGGGUGUCUAUCUCAGUCACCAGUGGGAAGCACUGAUCCACCUCGAGCUGGACGCAUUGGGCAAACGCGUCAAGGACACGUGCGUUGAUUGUCGUCGACAACACCGCGAGAUCUUCAUGAUACCUAGACGGCUGGAGUCUCCAAGCGGAUCGCAACGGGAGCAGCUCGAUGGCUACGAUUCGGCCAUCCAGGUGAUUCUCAAGUGGAUGCGGUUCGUCGAGAUGCUGGCUUCACCUACUUCCAGCUCGACAAAGCCAGGGCCAAUACGGCCAUGA
Kalmanozyma brasiliensis GHG001 is the source of this 1899-nucleotide messenger RNA. RefSeq lists its product as uncharacterized. Lineage: Eukaryota; Fungi; Basidiomycota; Ustilaginomycetes; Ustilaginales. The coding region runs from base 1 to 1899 and encodes 632 amino acids. The transcript has a single exon. The record is from RefSeq and is a predicted model, not a curated record.